Pelmatolapia mariae (spotted tilapia) is the source of this 7327-nucleotide messenger RNA. RefSeq names its product ring finger and CCCH-type domains 1b (gene rc3h1b). Gene Ontology annotation, biological process: ubiquitin-dependent protein catabolic process; nuclear-transcribed mRNA catabolic process, deadenylation-dependent decay; protein polyubiquitination. The record is from RefSeq and is a predicted model, not a curated record. Gene Ontology annotation, molecular function: mRNA binding; metal ion binding; ubiquitin protein ligase activity. NCBI's taxonomy places the organism in Eukaryota, Metazoa, Chordata, Actinopteri, Cichliformes, Cichlidae. The transcript is spliced from 20 exons. The coding region runs from base 318 to 3692 and encodes 1124 amino acids. Gene Ontology annotation, cellular component: cytoplasmic stress granule.
GCGAGUCUGUUGUCGAGUUGACACCCUCUCCCUUACCUUGGCAGCAGCUAAGCUGCACAGUCGACAUGGCAAGAAAAUAUCGCAGCAAUUUCCUUAAAAAAGAUGAAAAACUUCCAAGUCUUUUGGAAUAAUAUUCAUCACGAGAUGUGAUCUACAAUCCACAAUGUGUGAGGACAUUUAAGAACGAUUGAGUUCGGAAGAAAAAAAAAUUGAUUCCAGUGGAAUCUUUCAUUAUAUAUAUAUAAAAUUAUUAUAUAUUUUCCUCUGUGUUUAAGCUCACUUACAUUUAUCCACACCCAUCCCGUCAACAUAUAACCAUGCCAGUGCAAGCACCACAAUGGACAGAGUUCCUGCUGUGCCCUAUCUGCACACAGACAUUUGAGGAAACUGUUCGAAGGCCCAUCAGUUUAGGCUGUGGACAUACAGUCUGCAAGAUGUGCCUGAACAAGUUGCACCGAAAGGCCUGUCCCUUUGACCAGACAGCCAUCAGCACAGACAUCGAGCAGUUACCCGUCAACACAGCUUUGUUGCAGCUGGUGGGAGGCCAGGUUCCUAAGGCUCAGCCAGUUGCUUUGAUAACAAGUCCAGAGGACUCACAACAUUAUGAGGAGGCCAGGCAGUGUGUGGAGGAGCUGGCCCUCUACCUUAAACCUCUCAGCAACACCCGAGGUGUAGGGCUGAGCAGCACCGCUCAGAGCAUGCUGAGUCGACCCAUGCAGAGGAAACUGGUUACUCUGGUCCACUGCCAACUGGUGGAAGAAGAAGGCCGUGUUAGAGCCAUGAGAGCGGCUCGCUCUCUGGGCGAGCGAACUGUCACUGAGCUCAUCUUGCAGCACCAGAAUCCACAGCAGCUCUCGUCCAACUUGUGGGCUGCUGUCCGUGCACGAGGAUGUCAGUUUCUCGGCCCAGCCAUGCAGGAAGAAGCCCUAAAGUUGGUCCUCCUUGCUCUUGAGGAUGGCUCUGCUUUGUCAAGAAAGGUGCUGGUUCUAUUUGUAGUCCAGAGGCUUGAGCCACGCUUCCCUCAGGCUUCCAAAACUAGCAUAGGCCACGUUGUGCAGCUUCUCUACAGGGCUUCCUGUUUCAAGGUUACCAAACGUGAUGAAGAUUCAUCCCUAAUGCAGCUGAAAGAGGAGUUUCGUACUUACGAGGCUCUGCGACGGGAGCACGACUCUCAGAUUGUUCAGAUUGCUAUGGAGGGCGGAUUGCGGAUUGCUCCUGACCAGUGGUCUUCUCUUUUGUAUGGGGAUCAGUCUCACAAGUCACACAUGCAGUCUAUUAUAGAUAAGCUGCAGACCCCAGCAUCUUUUGCUCAGAGUGUCCAGGAGCUGACAAUUGCGCUGCAAAGGACUGGAGACCCAGCCAACCUCAACAGGCUGCGGCCCCAUCUGGAACUUUUGGCCAACAUUGAUCCCAGUCCCGAUGCUCCUCCUCCUACAUGGGAGCAGCUUGAGAAGGGGUUGGUAGCAGUGAAAACAGUGGUACAUGGCCUGGUGGACUUUAUCCAGAACCAUAGCAAGAAAGGAGCCGAUCCUCAACAGCCUCCUCAGCACAGCAAAUACAAGACUUACAUGUGUCGUGACAUGAAGCAGAAGGGAGGCUGUCCUCGUGGAGCCAGCUGCACCUUUGCACACUCUCAGGAAGAACUAGAGAAGUAUCGUAAGAUGAACAAGCGUCUGGCAGCUCGCCUCCCUGGCUCAGGAGGACUCUUGUCAGACGAUCCUCUCGAUGUAGCAGUGACCCGAAAGCCUUCACCCUUGGCCAAUGGGACUGGUGGAUCCUCUUUGCCCACGCUCAUUGCUCGUGGCACCGACCCAGUCUCAUAUGAACUGCCGCGUAAAUCUGUUAAGAUGGACGGAGGGAGUCCCAGUGCCCCAGGAUCACCUCCUGAUGUCCUGGACACUGUGGCCAAACAUGGCAUGACUCUGCCACCUCAUGCCCUAGCCCACUCCAGGAUUUCAGCAGAUAACCUGUCAGUGGUUCCCAGAGGAUCACCAGUGUACCCCCAGCAACAGCUCGCUGAGAUGUACGGUGACACUCGUCCACCACCUUCUGCCUCUCAGUAUGAGCCCCAACCAUAUUCUGCAGGUUACCCCUACCAGCAGCCACCACAGUAUGUUCCAAGAGAUUACAUCCGUAACCCUCCUCCGCAUAGUGAGUCAGGACCCCCUUACCCGGAUCCUUACCCUGGUUAUGGCCCUCCAGAACGAACCUACCAGGCCCCUCACUCUGGUCAACAAUUCUCCUACCCUCAUCCUUCACACUAUGACAGAGGUCGCCAUAUGCCCUACAGUGGUCCACCACCUCCCCCACAGCCUUACCCAUCUCAAAGGGAAGGCUUGGUCAGAAUGAGUCCAGCACCUCUAGAUGUGCCCCCACCAUCAACAGGGCAUUCCAACUCUGUUUACCACCCAGAGCCCAGUACCCGGGAUAGAUAUGCAGCAGAUGGCUACUAUCCACCAGGUGCUCAACCUAUGAAUAUGAGGCCCUAUGUGAGGGGGCCAUCAUGUAGUGGUCCUCAAGCCAGCCUGGACUAUCUGCAUCGACGCCGGCAGGAGCUGUUAUCCCAGCUGGAGGAAAGGAAGGUCAUUUCGCCUCCACCUUUUGCUGCUUCACCCACUCUUACACAUCCCUUCCCCAACGACUACCCUCCUGAUUAUGACGAGGACAACUCCAAAGCAAUUCCAAAAAUCAGACUAGCCAACUAUACGGGGCAAUACUCUCCCUGGUCUUGUGAAACUAUUGGCUCAUACAUUGGCACAAAAGAUCCCAAACCCAAAGAUGUUAUGGUUCCUCCUCCUGUGGAGAUGAUGAAUGUGGAUGCUAAAGGCCUGAGAGAACCGUCGUUGGAGGCCCCUCGGAAGGGCACAGAAGUAAAGGAUGAUGACCCCAUUAUUCCAUUUGGUACCCUGCCCACUGUGUCGCGCUUUGGGGCCAUCUCUCGCACCUCAAAGACAGGCUAUCAGACCACUGGACCUGUACAGGCCAUGGCCUCCACUCCCCAGAACCCAAAUUCUAAACACAUGGCCAUGCCAGAAUACACAUAUGGAAGCCAUGGAGGAUGGGGUGGAACUUCAUACCCCACCCACCAGAAUGCCUCCUCCUCUCAGGGACAUUUUAGUGAGCGUCUACCCAUGGCAGCCUCAGACAGAGAGCAGUUAAAGAUUGAGCUACAGCAGGUGAACCAGCAGAUCAGCCAACAGACACAGAUGCACAGCAUGGAGGCUGCCAGUAAUUCUUUACUCCUGCAGAGGGAGGCCAGUGCAUUGGCCACUCACCCUGGCCAGGGCCAGGCAGCAGUAGCCUCACAACAGCAACAACCCAAGUGGCCAUCAGGGGGAGCAAGUGCAACAGCUGUCUCCAGUGAACAGCUUAGCCUGGAGCUUCACCAGGUCGAGAAAGAGAUCGGCAAAAGGACCCGUGAGAUGGCUAUGGAAAACCAGGUGGUCCAUGAUGUUCAGCAGUACAAGAUGAAACCUGCUGAGAAUGGACAGCCAGAGCAUAAGACUCCACUGGAAGAAAUCUCCUUGGCGCUUGCUGAGGUGUCAAAUGGCUCCAGCAGUCUGCCGGAAAGUGCAGUGGGCGGGUCCAUGCUGUCACUGACGAAUAAAGCAUCUGCAUUGAGCUUAUGUUCAGAUCCAGGUGUCACUGGUUCAGAGAUGCAGAAGAAUGGUGUUGUCCAUUCCUGCUCUUAGGAAGUACACAUUUACACACAUUCAAAAGCAUGCACAGGCACACAUACACCCAUUCUAUUUAGAAGAUGAGCAGUAUCUGCCGUGAUGAAUUUUCUUUCUUUUUGUUCUGUGAAUGAGCUUUUUUUUUUUAAUGACUUUCCUUGCCUGGAAACCAGGGCAUAUGAUAACAUUUCUUGUGUGUGUUAUUUUUUUUUUUUGUACUGGGUUUAGAUUAACAAGGCUCACAGUAGAUUCAGGAAGAGAAAAUGGUGGUGACGUUGACAGUGUCAUUACAACUUUAUUUAAAAAGUAUAUGCAUAUUCAACCUCAACGGUAAAAUAAUAGCAAAGUAUUUGAUCCUCCUGGAGAAGAAUGAUGGGUUAGUUGAAUGGUUAGGCAAAUAGGAGCACCUUGUAACAUCGCAUACACUCUGUACGAUCUGGUUUAUGAUUGAAGAUUGCAGAAAUGUCACUCUUGGUACUCGCCCCCCAAAAUCGUAAGAAAAAAACAAAAAAAGAGGUUGCCCAGAUCUGGAUGUCUGAGAAGGGAAAAGCACUUCAAUAUUCCACCUGGAUUCAGCCAAAAUGGGCAUGCAGGGUGUUUUUAAAAAUGCAGUGUUACACCACAUGCACUUCCACACCUGCCAUGAGAAGUAUGAUUUUUAUUAUUGCAUUUUAUGAACACAUGUGUCUGUUUCAUAUUUGAAAGCAGUAUAUAAUAUAUUUAAUUGGAGCAUUCUGUUUUAAAGAUUGCAGUAAGUCUUUGAUAAUGAGCUUUCCGUGUUUUCUAUAAGGGAACCUACUAAGUGCUUCUCUUGAUUUAUUUUUAUUUGUUUUUUAUGUGACCCUGAUGUGAUUUGGUUGCCUUUCACCUGUGCUCCUGACUGUCUGCUGCAUUCAGUUCUGGCAAAAUUGUUGUGAGCUUGUGCAUGCAGGUUACCAGACGGAGAUGGUGCACCUUUCUGUAUCAGGAGUCACUUGAACGACUGUGAAGUUGACCUUAAAACAUCAAGGCAAAUAAGGGAUUUCCCUCCUCAGAGAUUCUCAUCUGGCCACACAAAAGGCCUCCCCAUUGGGAUUAUCUUGUCAUUUGUUCUCCUAACUUCUAUGAAGUUGCCUUCCCUUGUGUAUGUUUUGUUAAAUUUUUGUCUUACUUUUUUCUUGCUUUACAUUGUUACGAUUUUGGGCGAUGAUGCUUACCUUGUGAAGGUUUUAUCCAGCUUAGUUGAAGACACACUCUCCUCUCCGUCAUGAAAUGGCUAUAAUUGGCAGUGAGUCCAGAAAGGUUGCUGUUGUAGCGUUCUUGGCUGCAUUAGUACAUUUGAAAUCAUGUUUACAGCUGAAGAAAGCAGUGUUAUUUACUGAGGAGUGGCUGGAAACCUUCAGGAACGGCUGUGCUUCGAUCAGAUUAAUAAAUUCAUUCACCUCGCAUUGAGUGUAUUUGAGUGUCUUUGCUGACUGGUGCGAUAUACAGCUCACUUGGUCACAUUUUUUUUGUUCACAACCUGCUGUCAUCAUCACCAUCAUUAGAACCAUUAUUGCUCUUUCUCCAUCAUAUAAAUUGUUUACUGCUGAUGCUCAAUAGAGAGCUCGUUGCCUUUUUGUAAACAGUUAGCAUGAUUGGCAAAAGUUUUACUGCUCUGCUGACAACGGGUGAGUUCUUGUUCUUGAACGGUUAAAGCAUGGAGGAGACUCUGUGGGUCGAGUUGUUUUAGUUUAACAUCAAACCUUUGCUUUCACAUGAGGAAUACUGAGAAACUGGCACAUUGGUGACACCGGAUGAGUCAAUUAUUUUAAGGCACAAAUGUUUUUGUGUUGUGCAACAUCCUCAUCUUGGCUGUUCAGUGGGUAUCUUUUCCAGUUUGUCAGCACCACGACGGCAAAAGGGUUUUUUUUAUUUUUGUUUUUUUUUUAGUUUUCCAACCACACUUAAAGCCUCUGGCUGCUCCUUGCUACAUUUAUUGUUUAGGUACACAGCUCACUUAUACAUAUGAGUAUGUAUCCAUACAUUAAUAUACUAAAGCACUAUUAACGUGCCACCUCUUAUCCUACUCGCUCAGCAUUUAUAUUAAAUGAUCUCUACUUAGAAUCAGCAAAAUGUUUUUGUUUUUUGGUUUUUUAAAAUUUGUUUUCGGUCCACUGGUUGCCAACACAGACUUUAUCCUUUCCCAGACGAAGGACUUCUGUGUGAAUUGAUGUGUGUUCACUUAAAUCUUUUGUGUUCAAACAAAGAUUAGACUAUGCUUCCGAUGAAGACAAAAUUCAUAACUUUGGAAAAUUUAUGGAGAUGUUUUGUGUGUGUGCUAGAUUGUAUUGUAGAUGUACCCUGGAUAAGUUGUUUAUUGUUGUUCUCCCCCUUCAUUGUGCUGUACCGAGUGAUAGAGUUGAGGUGUUAGGAAAGUUUUGGGGUUUAGCCCACCAUUGCCCCCAAGAGAAUUAGCAAGAAGUCUUUGAUGAAAGGUUAGCCUCAAGUCUUCAUCUCCGCGCUCCUUUACUUUUUUUUUUUUUUUUUUAGGAGCUAAUUAACACUGAAUUGGCAUGAUGGACUCAGACCUUGGUCCCACCACCCAGAAAAUGCAAUGAUACAAGAAUCUAAAUCUGUCAAGAUUUGAUUAGCUUUGUUGGGUUGUUGUUUUUUUUUUUUAAAGAAUGUUGACUUGGCUUUUUGUAGAUUUUUUUUUUUCUUGGCAUUAGUUGAGUGAAUUUAUUGACAUGAAAGUCUUAGUCAACACCUGACCUGAAGUGUGCAGCUUUAUGAGCACUUGGUGACAUUCACACUUUGUUUUUUUUGUGUGUGUGUGUGUGUGUUUUCUAAUUUUUAUUUGUUUUUUGGGGGGGGCAGUUCUUUUUACAACUAUUCGCAAGAAAUAGGGCCAUCAGCUUAAUAAAAAAAAAAAAAAAAAAAAAAACAGGGAACGGAGUUAGUCGGUAAUUGGCUAAGGAUUUAAUGGUGUUAAUUCAGUAUUUUGUUUCUUACAGAAGUUGAUGAAAUUUCCCACAGUGCUGAUCCUGCCAAACGGGUCGCUGCAGGUCUGAAUGAGCCGAAAUGACUUUAGCUUUGCAAAAACUGGCAUACCGUGAUGUAUGGGGUGUUUUAUUAUACAGCGAAUAGCAAAGACGUUAAUUUCAAUAUUCGGUGUGUUUUUUGUUUCUGAGUGGAACCGCUGCCUAUACCCCAUAUUUGCAUAACCAGUUAAACCCCUCCUCUACCACCCUUGACCACUGAACUCUGUUACUGCUGUUUGAGGCUCACAUUUUAUUCCCGGACUUUCUGGGGAAAUUCGCAAAUGGCUUUUUUAUAUAAUUACUCCCGUGUAAAAUAUCUCUUAAAUUAAGGUACAGGUUUGAUUUCAGCAAGAAAAAAAUUUUUUUAUAUGUAUAUUAUACUCCAUUAAGGAAUGUCUAGAAUUAUCUUCCUCCAAUGUGGAUGUAGCCAUUAUUACGCCAUUUUAUGACUUUGUAAGAGAAUUCACUGUGUGAAAAUUGGUUUGCAUUUUUGUAUAAUACAAUCUGCUUUUUUUUCUUUUUUUUGAUAUGAGAGGGAGGUCAAACUGGAAGUUUGAAGAGGAAAACAAGAACCUGUGAAAUUGAGAAAACAAAAUGUAACUUAUGUACAACAGUGAUUCUAAGCUGAGGGAGAAAGAAUAAAUGAUAUUG